GGAAUUUCACUCGUCAUUAUCUAUUGAAGACACUAAACUCUUCUCUAUAUCAUUAUCGAACAAACUGUAUGUGUUACUCAUAAUUCAUAUUCUCUCCAUAUCUAUCGUCUUCGAACAACUGAACAACAAUCUUCGGGUUUUUGGGUAAUCUACCUGCUUCUUCACUUUUUUGUAAAGUUAGGUUAGAGCGGUGCGAUAUUUGGUUUCUGGCUGAAAAUUGCACAACAAGGAUAUAAAUUUCACAAGAGCAAAUGGAUGAAGGCAGGGAUUUUGUUCAAUGGCUUGGACAAGACAUGUCAGUAAAGAUCCUUAUGUGUUUGGAUGACCCUUGUGAUCUUGUUCGGACGAGUGCGGUUUCGCGGUCUUGGCGCGAGUUUGUGAUUGCUAAUGGCCUGUGUAAGAAACUUUGCUUAAGGAAGUAUCCUGAAGCGUCGAGUUUUGCCAGUGUUGUUGUAACUAAAGACUUAGUUGAACCUACGGAAACUGGUGUGGGAGGUUAUGGUGAAUGGGCUUACUUGGAGAGGGAGCACAGAGUGUAUGCAUUCUUAGGUAAAGAUCUCAUCACUUCUGGCAGAGAAAAUUGCAUAACAGAUGCCGUCUGUGCAUCUAGUACGGAUAACUAUCCAGACGAAAGCAUCAAGAAUACUUUGCAACCAAGUGAUAGGAUUGGCCACAGGGCCUCAUAUUGGUCGAGCAAGGGUGCAAGUGAUCCCUCUGCUUCAGAGACAUUGAUUUAUAAACUGGCUUCACGGCUAUGUCUGAUCACCGAGUUACAUGUGCAUCCAUUUCAAGCGUAUUUUCAGUUUGGCUUCCCCAUAUAUUCACCCAAAGCUGUGAGGUUUCAUAUGGGCUAUUCCAAGGACCCUCUGGAGAUAGAAGAUGAACAAACAGAUGACUUCAAGGAUGCCAAAGAAUACCAUGAUGAAAUGUUUGUCUGGACAUAUAGCUCUCCAGAAUUCCCAACGGCUCAGGAAAAUUUCUUGCAAAAGUUUAAGCUUCCCAAACCCGUUCUUUGCAUUGGAGGAUUCCUUAAAGUGGAGCUGUUAGGCAGAGUGCAGACUCAAGAAAUGGACGGAUUAUACUAUAUAUGCAUCAAUCAUGUUCAAGUUAUUGGUCGACCACUCUCCCCGGUAUUUGACGUGGAAAUUGAUGACGGAGGAAAAUGCACCCUCAAGUACAACCCUGUUAUAAGAUACAAUUUUCCACCUAUAGAAAUCUCAGAAGCAGAGUCAAGUAGCCGGUCACAUUUCCACAGAUUUAGUGAAAGCAUUAGGACUUGGGAGCAACUAAUCCUCAACACAUUCCGUGGUGCAGGACCCCUGGUGAUAGACGAUUACGACUCUGAUUAUGAGUACCUAAACUAGUCACAGUUUUCCUGAUGUGAGUGAUACCAUCCAUCCUCGUAUGCUUUUUGUUUCUGUGUCUCAUAUACUCCUCCCUCUUUGAGGUUCGGUGAUCAGCAAGUAUGGUUGCGUCGGGUUAAAUAGGGAAAUGACCGUUUGAGCUUUGGUCAAUGAGGAAAUAAUUUGUUUCAGGUAGUGUCUCAUCGACUGAUGCUGAGACUCUGUGAGUGUAUGGACACCACAAAUGGUACAAAAUAGGACAUAUACUAUAAAGUUUUGAAGUUUUAUUACUUGUGAAGAAAAAUACUUGGAUCGGAUAAAUGAAUAUCAUAUGUUUGUUUUGGUUA
Salvia miltiorrhiza (redroot sage) is the source of this 1690-nucleotide messenger RNA. Its product is annotated as F-box protein At4g00755. NCBI's taxonomy places the organism in Eukaryota, Viridiplantae, Streptophyta, Magnoliopsida, Lamiales, Lamiaceae. Gene Ontology annotation, molecular function: protein binding. The transcript has 6 exons. The record is from RefSeq and is a predicted model, not a curated record. Bases 252 to 1364 code for a protein of 370 amino acids.